UACAGAGUGACCCAGUCUCAAAAACAAAAACCCCCAGAGUAAACAGUCUUUGAUCCUUGGAUUGAUACGGGUGUAGAUACUCACAAAAUACCUAUAUUUACCCUCCAAAUUUUUUAAAAAGUUCAUAAAUAGUAAAAAAAAAAAAAACAACAACAUAAUUUCUGUCACUAUAGCUUGUUAACUACCUCUGUGUAAUAACUGAGGGUUUAAUUUUAGAAACAGAAUGAUGAUGUCAGUUCAAGUAGUCAAAGGCAUUUCGUGGAUAACAGAAGUGGGAACCACCGUGUUUUAUAGGUCAUCCCAGGGAGAGGGCAAGCACUUACAGGAGCCGACGACGUGUUAAAGGCUUUGAGAUGAAGAAGACCGACCUCUGUUCGAGCACGGAAGGGACUGAGGUGAUCCUGGCUACCUCGAGCGAUGAAAAGCACCCACCUGAGAAUAUCAUCGAUGGGAAUCCAGAAACCUUUUGGACCACCACGGGCAUGUUUCCCCAGGAGUUCAUUAUUUGUUUUCACAAACAUGUAAAGAUUGAAAAGCUUGUGAUCCAAAGUUAUUUAGUGCGGACCUUGAGGAUUGAAAAGACCACGUCUAAAGAGCCAUUUGAUUUUGAGCAGUGGGUUGAAAAAGAUUUAGUACACACAGAAGGGCAGCUUCAAAAUGAAGAAAUUGUGGCACGAGAUGGCUAUGCCACUUUCUUGAGAUUCAUCAUUGUUUCAGCUUUCGAUCAUUUUGCAUCUGUGCAUAGCAUUUCUGCGGAGGGACUAACAGUCUCAAAUCUUCCUUAGUAAUUACAACAAAAUUCUCUGAACUGCUUUUAAAAUAUAUUUAUAGAAACACAAAGUUAUCUUUGGUAUGUUUACUAUUAAAGAGAUUUGUAUCACUCUGUUUCCAUA
Messenger RNA from Onychomys torridus (southern grasshopper mouse), 893 nucleotides. RefSeq names its product heat shock protein family B (small) member 11 (gene Ift25). The coding region runs from base 354 to 785 and encodes 143 amino acids. NCBI's taxonomy places the organism in Eukaryota, Metazoa, Chordata, Mammalia, Rodentia, Cricetidae. The record is from RefSeq and is a predicted model, not a curated record. Gene Ontology annotation, biological process: intraciliary transport. Gene Ontology annotation, cellular component: centrosome; cilium; intraciliary transport particle B. The transcript is spliced from 6 exons.